GCCCCGCUGGUUCAAGUGAGGAUAGGGACCGUCCUGAGCUGAACUCAACGUUACAAAUAGAAGCUGCGGCAUUCCAAGUGGAGCAGAGUGGAGGUGCGCCGCACCGAUGAUAAUAUUAAGUAACAGCGCUGAGUGGGUCUGCGGUGUUAAACCGGAGAGGAAGACAGAGGAAAGCGCUUCUUCCUGAACCGGACAGAGACACGUUUGGAGAGGCGGACGAGUCAUGCGCACCGGCGGUGAAAACUGAUCAGUCUCCUGAGGUGGCACUAUUGCUGCAUCCUCUCCUCCCAGAAAUCCUGAGAGUCUAGUGAACGCUCAGCACCACACAGCGGUACUCUCCGCUCUCAGCAGAGAGGAAGAAGCUCCUUCAAACCCUGACAGGUAUAAUGUUUGAGGAGGAGUCCCAGCCGAUGAGGGGGCAGCAGGAUGUGGCUGUGCUCCAGACACUGGAGUCAACUGCAGCAGUGACUCCAGGGGGAGGUGGAGCAGGGCCCCUGUCCUUCACAGAUGAAGCUGUGUCCAUCCUGACCUCCAGCAGCCUGUUGGCACGCUCCCUCCUAGGUCGCAGCUCUGCCGUCAAACGCAAAGAGAGUCCUGCUUCCAGUGUCCGACGCAAGCGUGAGUUCAUCCCCCACGACAAAAAGGAUGAUGGCUACUGGGACAAGAGGAGGAAGAACAACGAGGCAGCGAAGCGCUCACGAGAAAAGCGACGCGUCAACGAUAUGGUCCUGGAGAGUCGCGUUCUGGCUCUGCUGGAGGAGAACGCUCGCCUCAGGGCAGAGCUCCUGGCUCUCAAGUUCCGCUUUGGCCUGGUCAAAGACCCCUCCAACGCUCCCAUCUUGCCCCUCACUACAGCUUCUCAGCACAGCGCUCAGACCUUGACUCCUAACUAUUAUAUCCACGGUGGGGACGGAGGUCUCCCCAGCUCUUCAGCCUCACAUCCCAACAACCACACAGGCCAGAUGAGCACCCGGGGUUCCAGGGAUGCUGGUAACAUAUCGGAGGACUCUGGAUUCUCUACGCCAGGUGGGUCCAGCGUGGGCAGCCCAAUCUUCUUUGAAGACCGGCUGAGCGAUCAUGGCAAAUUAUCACCACACAGGGCAGAGGAGCUGAGCUAUGAUCUCCACCACUCCCCUGCAGAUGUCCACCACACCGCAGGACUCGCUGGAGGGAAGCUGGACCAAGCCGAGGCCAUGAAAAACCUGCCUCACAAGCUGCGUUUCAAGACGCCGGGAAGUAGCGACUGUGCUGAUGCUGCAGGGGACAACAGCAGCGCUAGACGCAGCCCGACACAAUCUACAGCAGGGAGAGAAGGUCAAAGAGAGGCCAUCAAAGGACUGAGCGGAGGUGAAAUGGGAGCAGGACACUGUCCUGGCCCCUGGCUCCAGCAGCUGGAGGGGGAGGAAGGCAGGAGGGGGAGACAGUCCCCUCAAUACAAUGCCUCAGCUGCCAGCUACAGCCUCCAUCCUCCUCCCACACAAGGACAAACUGAGAUCCAGUAUCAGCAUGAGAACACUUACCUGAAGUCUCAGCUCAACUCCCUCAGCGAGGAAGUGGCUCAGCUGAAGAAGCUUUUCACAGAACAGCUCAUGGCCAAAGUCAACUGAGGACCAGUGCUGUGAGUCAGUGUUUGCCAAUGUCUGGACUUUUAAGGACAAACAGAGUUUUGCUGUACAUGAGCCUUUUGAAAUUGAGCACAAGAGCAGGAGUGUUGGACCAUACCGAUAUUCACAAGGACUGAUGAAGCUCAACUUUCAAGUCUAACAAUGUGUUGUUGUUGUUUUUUCAUUUAUUGUAUUAUACUGUAAUAAAUAUCUAUAAACAUUCAUCUCAUAACCUGCUGUCUAACAACUACUUAAUCUCAGCUCCAAUCAGUGUCGCUCAGACAGUGAGUCUUAUCUGUAAUAGUGUAGAAUAGUUUUUCAAUUCUAUACACUGUGACAACUAAAAACACACAACAUAUAACUGUUUACAGUUUACUUCACAUCAUUACAGUGCAAGCUUAACUAAAACAGCCUCACUCCAUUGAGAGACAUCAGGUUCUGGUGGUUCGGGCGUGAUAUUAAACACAACUGGAAACGAGCCAGCAGGUUGUUAACGCACCAUGACGGCAGGAAGUGUUUGCAGUUUUGUAAUUAGAGUGGUAUGACUUACUGCAGAGGGUUCCCACCGCUGAGACAGGUCUGCUAAAACCCUGUAAACACAAGCAGAGACAGACAGUAAAUACACACAGGAGGGAAAUGAACAGCUGUCAAAACCUCCAUUAGUCAUGAGGGCUAAAAGAAAGGUGUGUUAGGCUUGUUUAUCGUAGCCUGUUAUGUGUGACACUGCAUCAUGUCAUGUCAAAGGAGUGUUAGGUUUUCAUUUCAGGAGCUCCUUUUAAGAAACCCACUGUAACGUGUACUGUUUUGGUGUUUCACAUCCCGUGUUAGUCUCUGUUCAUGCCCAGUUUGAAUAUAUUUUAUUACUGUUAUCUGUACUGAGGUGAUGACAACAAUUAAACGUCUGCUGUCUCUCUGUACGUUUUCAUAUUAAAAAUAAAUAAAUUUGACACUCA
Messenger RNA from Toxotes jaculatrix (banded archerfish), 2557 nucleotides. RefSeq names its product nuclear factor, interleukin 3 regulated, member 6 (gene nfil3-6). Bases 387 to 1607 code for a protein of 406 amino acids. Gene Ontology annotation, molecular function: DNA binding; DNA-binding transcription factor activity. Gene Ontology annotation, biological process: regulation of DNA-templated transcription; circadian rhythm. The transcript has 2 exons. The record is from RefSeq and is a predicted model, not a curated record. Gene Ontology annotation, cellular component: nucleus. NCBI's taxonomy places the organism in Eukaryota, Metazoa, Chordata, Actinopteri, Toxotidae.